This is a messenger RNA of Penicillium bovifimosum, 984 nucleotides long. RefSeq lists its product as uncharacterized. The coding region runs from base 1 to 984 and encodes 327 amino acids. NCBI's taxonomy places the organism in Eukaryota, Fungi, Ascomycota, Eurotiomycetes, Eurotiales, Aspergillaceae. The record is from RefSeq and is a predicted model, not a curated record. The transcript has 2 exons. Gene Ontology annotation, cellular component: mitochondrion.
AUGUCCCGGAAUGCACUCACGCAAGACUCAAUAUUGACAAUGGCGACAAUAAAGCCGGAGCAGGUCCGAGACCGCCAGGAAUCGAGUUCCCUCGCACGCUCUAAAGCGUCAAGAUGGAAUACCAAAGACCUAGGCAAGCGAGUUGGCGUCGAUGUCGCAAGCGCAGCAACAGCCGGCGCGCUGACCUGCCCGUUGAUCACGAUCAUCGACCGCGCAAUCAUGGAAAAAGCCUCCAAAGGCUUCCCAAUCAGCCAAACUAUCAACACCUGCCUCCGGUCAAUGGUCGCCCGACCUAGCGCUUUCUUCCUCGGCACCCCAUUCCUGCUCAUCUAUACCCUGUACACAUCGACUUACCUCACCGCAAACACAAUCGAUACCCUCAGAUCCAUGACCCAUAAUGAACAUUACAAUACCAUCGACACAGGUCUUCCCAAGUUCUUCGCUACUACAAUAGUCAACAUGGCAAUCUGCGUUUACAAAGAUGCGCGCUUCGCCAAAAUGUUCGGCGCUUCUCCCCCAUCUACGCAGAUUAGACCAACAAUAAACACAUCCCCAACGCGACAAUUCACACCCCGCGCACCGGUCCCAACGCCCGCUCUUCAAAUCCCCAAAACCUCCUACGCACUCUUCUGCCUCCGCGAUAGCAUCACAAUCUGGGCAUCCUUCAAUAUCCCCUCCCUACUCGCCCCCUCGGUCCCGGAUUUCAUUGCAUCAAGUCCGCAUAUGAAGGCUAGUCUGGCGCAAUUUGCUUGUCCCGCUGCUAUGCAGUUCGCUAGUACGCCCUUGCACCUCCUCGGUCUGGAUCUGUAUAACCGCCAGCCGGCUGGGGGUUUGCGCUGGACGGAGCGCCUGGCGAGGAUUCGGAGGGAUUAUGUGCCUAGCUGCUUUGCGCGCAUGGGGAAGAUCGUUCCGGCUUACGGUGUUGGUGGUGUUGUUAAUGUGCGGAUGAGGGAUUAUUUGAUGAGGAGGGUUGAGGGGAAUUGA